Humulus lupulus (European hop) is the source of this 1827-nucleotide messenger RNA. RefSeq names its product S-sulfo-L-cysteine synthase (O-acetyl-L-serine-dependent), chloroplastic-like. Gene Ontology annotation, cellular component: cytoplasm. Gene Ontology annotation, molecular function: cysteine synthase activity. The record is from RefSeq and is a predicted model, not a curated record. The transcript is spliced from 12 exons. Lineage: Eukaryota; Viridiplantae; Streptophyta; Magnoliopsida; Rosales; Cannabaceae. The coding region runs from base 16 to 1353 and encodes 445 amino acids.
UCGAAACAGUCACAAAUGGCGCUACUACCAGCUCCUCUGCUCCAUCCUCUUCCUUAUCCAUUCUCUAUUUCUCCACAACGGUGUCGUUUUCUGCACUCUGGACCUCCCAACGCCAUUUCGUUUUCCGGCAGCGCUUUUCCCCGGCAGCAUCUGAAAGUACGCCGGAGUUGUAUUAAUGCCAUUAGAGAAGAGCUCGAAUUCGGAGCCGUCAACAUAGCCGAAGACGUAACCCAGUCACAAAUGGCGCUACUACCAGCUCCUCUGCUCCAUCCUCUUCCUUAUCCAUUCUCCAUUUCUCCACAACGGUGUCGUUUUCUGCUCUCUAGACCUCCCAACGCCAUUUCGUUUUCCGGCAGCGCUUUUCCUCGGCAGCAUCUGAAACUACGCCGGAGUUGUAUCAAUGCCAUUAGAGAAGAGCUCGAAUUCGGAGCCGUCAACAUAGCCGAAGACGUAACCCAGUUGAUUGGAAGAACUCCUAUGGUCUACCUGAACAAAGUUACUGAAGGCUGUGUGGCAAAUGUUGCUGCCAAACUUGAAUCUAUGGAACCAUGUCGAAGUGUCAAGGAUAGAAUUGGUUAUAGCAUGAUAUCUAGUGCUGAAGAAAGUGGAGCAAUAUCUCCAGGGAAGAGUAUAUUAGUUGAGCCAACUAGUGGAAAUACUGGAAUUGGUAUUGCUUUUAUUGCAGCAACUAAAGGCUACAAACUUAUAGUCACAAUGCCCGCGUCCAUAAAUAUAGAGAGGAGAAUCCUUUUACGUGCGUUUGGGGCAGAGAUCGUUCUAACAAACCCAGAGAAAGGCCUGAAAGGAGCUGUUGAUAAAGCUGAAGAAAUUGUCCUUAGAACACCAAAUUCAUAUAUGUUUCAACAGUUUGAUAAUAUUGCAAAUUCAGAGAUCCACUUCGAAACCACAGGGCCUGAAAUUUGGGAGGACACCAUGGGCAAUGUUGACAUCUUAGUUGCUGCCAUUGGAACUGGUGGUACCAUUACAGGCACUGGGCGAUACCUCAAAAUGAUGAACAAAGAUAUACAGGUAGUUGGUGUGGAGCCUGCUGAAAGAAGUGUCAUAUCAGGCGAAAAUCAAGGUUAUCUCCCAAGCAUUUUGGAUAUUAAUUUGCUUGAUGAAGUUAUGAAGAUUACCAAUGAUGAAGCCGUUCAAAUGGCAAGGAAGUUGGCUUUGGAGGAUGGUUUACUGGUUGGUAUUUCUUCAGGAGCUGCUGCAGCUGCCGCAUUAAAUUUAGCAAGAAGAUCUGAGAAUGCCGGGAAACUUAUUGCGGUUAUAUUUCCAAGCUUUGGUGAGAGAUAUAUUCCAACUGUCCUUUUCCAAUCUAUAUAUGAUGAGGUCCAGAAGAUGUGACAGAGAGUUUGAUGAAGCUAUCCAGCUUCCAAAAUAUUGGGUUCAUCUCCUAUUAUCAAUCAAAAGCAGCAGUCAAAUUCUUCUGAUAGAUGUAGAAUAUUUUGUAGCUGUAUCCUGCACUGUCUUGAGUACUGAUGUCAGAGCUAAAGGAUCAUAUAUACCUUAAGGGAUUUCAUAUUUGAUUACAUGGAUCAUCCAGAGGUGUAUUAUUGUUCUCAAGGAGGAUAUGUGAAGUGAUUACAGAAAAGAGAUAUGUUGUUGGGAAGUUUUGAGAGCUAAUUUAGUUAUUUAGUUAGUUUUAUUGGCUAAGGAAUUUAGAAAAUUUUGAUGGAAACUUUGUGAAAGCCUUAGAUUGUUGUUAUGUAUCCUAUUCUAUGUAAAUCAAUUUAUUGAUUUUAUUUGUAGGUCGUAUUCAUUAUAUUAAGACAUUUCAUAUUUUUAUCAAAUGAUGAUCAAAGGGCUCCUUCCUUGUUA